Messenger RNA from Clarias gariepinus (North African catfish), 2167 nucleotides. RefSeq lists its product as uncharacterized. The coding region runs from base 286 to 1569 and encodes 427 amino acids. The record is from RefSeq and is a predicted model, not a curated record. Gene Ontology annotation, molecular function: protein binding. The transcript is spliced from 16 exons. NCBI's taxonomy places the organism in Eukaryota, Metazoa, Chordata, Actinopteri, Siluriformes, Clariidae.
GCGAUAAUAAACACUGGCGCACAUAACGCACGUUCAUAACCUUCAUAUUCUGCAUAACUACUCACUUCAGUCGAGCUCGGUCGCUUCAGCCCAGGCUUAGAGGCAGGAGACAUUUUAUUUGUCCUAGAUGUCAGGUUUUAAUAGCACGUCUGUGAUCUAAUAACGUACAGUAGGGAUCUGUGGAUAAAAUGCCGUCGUGCACGCGCAGUGCGGAAAUGUGCGUCCGUGCGCGCCGACUUGAUCAACCUGACUCUGCUUUAUAGGAGAAUUAGAGAAUUUAGAGCAAUGCCAGCUAAAGACCCGCUUAUUGAGACACUGAAAGUGUGUAUUUUGGAGCUACAGGCUGAACACACAGUGACUGACUCAAGUCCUCAGCUGGCUUCAUGCUGUGAGCUGCUGGAGCUGAUUCUACGCAAAGGACUGCAGCAACCGGCGCUGAGUUUGACACAGAGAGACUACUGGUGUUGUUUUGAACAGCUGGUUCAACUGGACACAUGUGGAAGGCUGAGUGCGGUCUCUUUAGCUGUCCAGCAGACCACAGCUUGCCCCAAACUCCUGACCGCUCAGGGCCGGGGACGUUACUUCAUCCGUCUAAUGCUGAGCAGGAGAACUCUGAGAAAUACGAUCAACCAUUUGCUACAUACCUCCAGCAUCAUGGAAUGGUACAGUCCUGAAAUUUCUGUAUUGAGGAAUGAAGAAUUUGUAGAGCCUUUUCUCUCUCUCUGUCUAAUUCUCACUGAAAUGGAGUUCAAGCUCAACAUACAGAACUGCAGCUUUCUGGAUGAGAGCUGGCUGCUCCCUGUGUGUGAAACGUAUGAGGCCGUGCCGUGUCGCGAGCUGGGGAUGGUUCUCAGAUACCUGGGCAGGCGUGUGUUUGUGCUGGAGCUGCUCCGAGGCGGUAUCGCCCAGGCGGACAUGUUUGCAGAGCCUGGAGACAUCAUAGACGAGAUCAACGGCAUAUCACUGAGAAAUUCCAGCAACGGACAGGCAGGUGUGGUUCUGUCCAGAUUAAAAGGACAGCCUCUCUCCCUGCGCCUGCUGCGCUGGAGAGGACAGAACGGCGCCGUGUAUCGCCCCCUGGUGCCGCUUUUACGCCAGCUCAAACAGGAGAAUCCCUCGCUGGAGUUCGGCUCACCUCGCCCCAAACCCUCAGUGCAGCAGGACAGCCAGAGCCAGUGUGUCAAAGAGGGACGGAUCCUGUAUGAAGUACAGCUGUUGGGGAAAACAAACAUAGGAGUGUAUGGAGGGAAAGAGGUUCUGCGGUACGCCAUACCCACUGUGCUGCAAAAGAGGCAGAGCAGGAAGGACGUACUGCUGGACAUAAAGGAGACGCACGUGAUCUGCAUUGAUAAAUCCAAUAAACAGCAACUGUUUCAGCACCACUUUCCUGAGAUCUCAUGUGUGGGAAGAUAUGGGCAACUGGAUUUCACUAUCUUUGCUUUCUGUGUAGGAGACACGCCAGAUACGGGUUUCAGCUGUGUGGUUCUCAAGGCGGCAUCCAGCAUUGAGUGUGAGGAGAUUGUCCACCGCAUUGCUGCAGGGUUUAAAAGCACUGAAUGGUCUGUGUGAGGAAAUUAUAUAAGCAUGGCAACACUUGGAGCAUCCUUUCAAUGAGGAACUUCUUUUAUCAGCAAAGCACACCAAUCUUCAGGACCCAUAUUCACCCCUAUGCUCUAUUUGGGGCAAAAUAUUUUAACAUUUUGUAUUUCACAAAUAAUUUUCUCAUUGUUGACUUUUAAAUUUAUUGUCAGUUUCUUUAACAAAUCUAAAGGUUGCUGUAAACAAUACCUGUAUAUAACCUCACCUGCCAGUUUUUUUUUGUGCUCAGUAAUUGUCAAAUCACCACUGAACAUGUUAUUAUUUUGGUGGUAGAAUUAUUUUAGCACAAAAUAUGUUGGACUUUAAAUACAUACAAAAAUGCCUUUCUACAAAUGAAAUGUAAAGAUGACUGUCAUAUUCCUUACCUCACACUCAUAUAUGAAAAUAAAGAUGAUAUAUAAGAGAUUGUAUAAUCUAUACUCUAUACUCAUUUACCACUUUAUUAGGAACACCUUCACAUUCAUGCUGAUAUUAAAUUAGCAAAUUAACAGUAAAAUGCAUAAGACCAUGCAGAUACAGGUUUAGCGCUUCAGUGAAUGUUAAAUAUGAAAUUAUAAUAAAACUUCAC